Messenger RNA from Pundamilia nyererei, 2499 nucleotides. Its product is annotated as galectin-3-binding protein B-like. The coding region runs from base 11 to 1687 and encodes 558 amino acids. The transcript has 5 exons. Gene Ontology annotation, molecular function: protein binding. NCBI's taxonomy places the organism in Eukaryota, Metazoa, Chordata, Actinopteri, Cichliformes, Cichlidae. The record is from RefSeq and is a predicted model, not a curated record. Gene Ontology annotation, cellular component: membrane.
UGCCAUUAAAAUGAAUGGAAAUGCUUUUUUAUUCUGUAUUCUUCUGCUGAGCGUCACCUUAUCCAGUGCCUAUGAAGAAGGUUACAUCAGGCUGGCUGGUGGCCAGGAAUACUCCGAGGGCCGUGUGGAGAUCUUUCACGAUGGAGUUUGGGGGACGAUUUGCGACGAUGGCUGGGACAUAAAUGACGCUCAUGUAGUUUGUCGACAGCUGCGUUUCCCUGGUGCAGCCGAGGCUCCUGGAUCAGCUGCAUUUGGCGCCGGGGUCGGUAACAUCUGGAUGGACGAUUUAACCUGCGGUGGGUCGGAGAUUAACCUACUCCAGUGUACGUUUCCUGGCUGGGGGGUCCAUAACUGCGGUCACGGCGAAGAUGCCGGAGUUAGAUGUGAGAAAGGGGCGGAGCCUCAGAGCAGGGACCUCAACCACGAGUACACGUUGGACCACAAUGCAAGCCUCUCUCAGCAGCUAGGCGAGCUGUUUGACAGCAGACAGGACUGUGACGUGGACAUUGCAGUGGCAGUGGAUAACAACAUAGUGGAGACCAUCUGUGCUCACAGGGUCAUCCUUUCUCUCAAUUCAAACCUCAAGGCUUUGCAUCCAGACCUCAGCAGCUUGCUCAUUAACGUGUCUUCUGAUUGCAGCCAACAUGCAGAUAUAUUUGUCAGAUACUUCUACACGAGGAAGAUUACGGUCACAUUAGCCUCCUCCCACUGCAUCCUGAAAAUGGCUUCUGACUGGGGCCUGACUGAAUAUCACAAUGAGGCUGCGAAUCUCUUCAGACUGUUUCUCCCCGAGGACCCCACCUUCCAAAGUCAGAACUCUCUUUAUGAGUACGCAGUUCGCAGAAGUGACGACACGCUGCAGCAACUAUGUCUUCGCUACCUGGCGUGGAACUGCGAGGCGCUGAUCAACUCCCCGGCCUGGACAAGCCUUCCUUUUAAUCUGGUCAAAGCACUCCUUUCUCGCUCAGACCUCGUGGUGCGUAACGAAACAGUCGUCCUGAGCGGACUGGAGAGAUGGGCAGAAGCUCGAGGAAACGCAACCAUGCGUGAGAUACUUCUAAAUCUCGUCCGCUUCCCGAUGAUACCAGCUGAGGACUUAUACAGUCUUGACAGCUCAGAGUACCACGCUAGCAAGCUGGAGGGGUUUCAGUUUAAUGCUCUUCCUGUAAAAAUGCUCCUCAGGGACCUGACAGGAACCAUCUACACACCCAGGAUUUACACUGGCAGACCGUGGAGCUUCACCUUCAGCAGUCAGGAGAUCCGAGCUUACCAGCACUCCGGGGUCUACAUCCUUCGAGGCCAGCGAGUCAGCAGCCUGACGUCUGAUUUCCAAACCCCGGUUCAUAACAGCGCCUAUUUCGCUUUUCACACCAUGCGCUGGAAAGUCACGGCCUACGUCAGAGAGGAAGACUGCACGAAGCAAAGUGUCACAUGUGCUUCUUUACCAGCGAUCAGCUUGAAGAUUGAAGAAAAGAAUUUACCCAGUGAGAUGGAGGGCCGCAUCCGCUACAGCAACAGGCUCAUUCUCAUGUGCGCAGGAAGGCACGUGUUCCACGUGAACGAAUUUAAUGCUGUUGACAGCGACAGCCCCAUAGCUGUUCCCAGCAUCUCAGAACAAGUCUACCCGUGCCACUCAAACCUGUUCUCCUACCAGGUGGUGGUACGUCCUCAGUACUCAACAGAUUAGAUCUGACUAGAGAACUUAAGAGAAGGAGGGUGUGCGUCAGCGCAAGAACUGCACGCACAUAAUGCUUUCGGCUCUCUCCUCCUUACGUGCAGCAGCUGCAAGUGGAAACCUCACAGUGAAAAUUAAGGUGGAUCCUGGAGCAGGUAGAAUUGACUUCAUGCAAGUUUUCUAAACAUGAGCCAGCUUGUCCUGUAGUUGCUGUGGAAUGCAUCGCUGUGGCUUGUUUGGGCACAUGGUGCUAGUGUAAACCUGGGCAGAGAGCAGUAUCACCGCAUUUCUAUCUGAUGAUAAGUGAAAAAAUAAUAAAAAAAAUGUCUGGUCUACUGUUAUAAUCACUCUGUCUGCAGAAGGUCAUGCAUUUCUUUUAUUAUGCAAUGUAUGUGUAAUCAGAUUACAGUGUAUACACUUCUGUAAUGUAUUUGAUUCACUGAAAAUAUUUACUGUCACUGCCAUGACAACAGUCCAGCAGUCUUAGCACAAUCUGUCUGUCCUUAUACAAAUACAGUAGAAUGAUAGAAUAGAGACAGUUAUUAAUAAUACCUGUUAAAAUCCGCAGUAAGUAACAGAGCGUUUAAACAUACUGCAGGCUGCCUCCUCCUAUGGUGUCAGUUUGAAAAUCCUUCAUCACCCAUGUCUCAAAUUAUCGCAUUCACAAGACUUUUUUGAGGUCAAGGUCACUGAGAUUUGAAUUCAUCCAACAUUUUGUGUAGAUACACCUGCGGCCCACCCGCCCCACGGUGGGGUGAUAAUGAUACCAAAGGCUGAUGGAUUGAAAAUAAAGAUUUAAGAAAAGAAAAAAAACUCUUUUGCAA